AUGAAAGGCUGGAUGAUGAAUAUCAACCAAGCAAAAGAAAAAUGGGCAUCUACCUUCGAGAAGGCUUAUGCGUUCGUCGAAGAUGACGACAAGCGUCGCGCUCGUAAGCUAUGCAACGAUAUGCUUCAAGAGCCAGGCAUUCACCUCUUUUACCAAGUCAAAUGUCAUCUAAUGCUAGCUGUGCUCGCCGACAUCCCUCCUGUGGCAGAAACCCAUUUUGAUGAAGCUGACAAACUCUGCAUUCAGCUAUACAAGAGCAGGAAGGAUGGUGAGGAGGAAGAAAUCCUGACGUACCGAGCGAUCAUCGCCAAUGGGAAAAAGAAUUUAGGUCCGGAAAUGAAAGAAUGGAAGAUGGAGGAAGGUAUAUACAUGUCUAGCUCGGAGGAAGAUUGGGGCUGGGCUAGUCCCAAGCGGUGCGCAGACCGCCUUAUCGAAGCGUGCGAACCUCUGCAAAAUCACAAACCGUACAAGCAGGUCACCCUCGUCCGACUCACCUACGAAUAUGCGCGCUCGGAAGCGUCGAGAGACAAUUUUCUACGUUUCUUUUUCCAGCAUACACAGAUCCCGACCGAUGCUUCGCAGAGUGAAGUCUCUGCCUCCGACUAUGGACCCCGAUUGAUUGCGUUUGCAGAGACGCUUAUUGAGAACUUCUUUCUGCCUU
This is a messenger RNA of Cladophialophora immunda, 661 nucleotides long. RefSeq lists its product as uncharacterized. NCBI's taxonomy places the organism in Eukaryota, Fungi, Ascomycota, Eurotiomycetes, Chaetothyriales, Herpotrichiellaceae. The record is from RefSeq and is a predicted model, not a curated record. The annotation marks the transcript as partial. The transcript has 3 exons.